This is a messenger RNA of Rhinolophus ferrumequinum (greater horseshoe bat), 2636 nucleotides long. RefSeq names its product gamma-aminobutyric acid type A receptor subunit rho2 (gene GABRR2). Gene Ontology annotation, molecular function: GABA-A receptor activity; extracellular ligand-gated monoatomic ion channel activity; neurotransmitter receptor activity. The record is from RefSeq and is a predicted model, not a curated record. Bases 60 to 1454 code for a protein of 464 amino acids. Gene Ontology annotation, cellular component: membrane; GABA-A receptor complex; synapse. Lineage: Eukaryota; Metazoa; Chordata; Mammalia; Chiroptera; Rhinolophidae. The transcript is spliced from 9 exons. Gene Ontology annotation, biological process: monoatomic ion transmembrane transport; regulation of membrane potential; chemical synaptic transmission.
AGAUUUGCCCCGCUGCAGGUUACUGGAAAGCAGCUUGUGGCAUCAUAGGCCGUCACAAGAUGCCUUAUUUUACAAGACUCCUUGUGUUCUUGUUUUGCCUGAUGGUUCUUGUGGAGAGCCGAAAGCCCAAGAGGAGAUGGACAGGGCAGCUGCAGAUGCCCAAGCCAAGUCACCUAUAUAAGAAGAACCUCGACAUGACCAAAAUCCGGAAAGGAAAACCUCAGCCGCUCCUCAGAGUGGAGGACCAUGAUUUCACCAUGAGGCCCGCCUUUGGAGGCCCUGCCAUUCCAGUGGGGGUGGACGUGCAGGUGGAGAGCCUGGACAGCAUCUCGGAAGUGGACAUGGACUUCACCAUGACCCUGUACCUGCGGCACUACUGGAAGGACGAGAGGCUGUCCUUCUCCAGCACCAGCAACAAGAGCAUGACCUUUGACGGCCGGCUGGUGAAGAAGAUCUGGGUCCCUGACGUCUUCUUCGUUCACUCCAAAAGGUCAUUCACCCACGACACCACCACUGACAACAUCAUGCUGAGGGUGUUCCCAGAUGGGCACGUGCUGUACAGCAUGAGGAUUACGGUCACCGCCAUGUGCAACAUGGACUUCAGCCAUUUUCCCCUGGACUCCCAGACCUGUUCUUUGGAGCUGGAAAGCUAUGCAUAUACAGAUGAGGAUCUGAUGCUGUACUGGAAGAAUGGGGAUGAAUCCCUGAAAACAGAUGAGAAGAUCUCCCUGUCUCAGUUUCUGAUUCAGAAAUUUCACACCACUUCCAGACUGGCUUUCUACAGCAGCACAGGCUGGUACAACCGUCUGUACAUUAACUUCACGCUGCGUCGCCACAUCUUCUUCUUCUUGCUCCAAACCUAUUUCCCUGCCACCCUGAUGGUCAUGCUGUCCUGGGUGUCCUUCUGGAUCGAUCGCAGAGCUGUGCCUGCCAGAGUUUCACUGGGUAUCACCACGGUGCUGACCAUGUCCACCAUCAUCACGGGCGUGAACGCCUCCAUGCCCCGCGUCUCCUACAUCAAGGCCGUGGACAUCUACCUCUGGGUCAGCUUCGUGUUUGUGUUCCUCUCGGUGCUGGAGUACGCAGCUGUCAACUAUCUGACCACGGUGCAGGAGCGGAAGGAACGGAAGCUGCGGGAGAAGUUUCCGUGCAUGUGUGGAAUGCUUCACUCAAGAACCAUGAUGUUGGAUGGAAGCUACAGUGAGUCUGAGGCCAAUAGCCUGGCCGGGUACCCAAGAAGCCAUAUUCCGACGGAAGAAGAACAGCAAGACAAAAUAGUGGUCCACCUGGCCCUGAGCAAUGAAGCUAACUCCUCUAGGAAGAAGGGGCUUCUAAAGGGCCAGAUGGGUCUUUGCAUCUUCCAGAACACCCACGCCAUUGACAAAUACUCCAGGUUGAUAUUCCCUGCCUCCUAUAUAUUUUUCAACCUAAUUUAUUGGUCAGUGUUUUCCUAGGGGCUCCGGGCUGUGCCUGGGAAGGGGCCUAGAUAUCCAUGGGGCCUAGCCAGCUGUCUACACAUACACCUGCUGACCGCGCUCCCCUCACCAAUCAGAGCAGCAGUGCUUGGACCCCCGAAAGCAGUGCCCCCUCCUGGAGGAACCCAGGAGCCCUCCAGUUGCCCUUCCCCCAAUCCAAUGGGCUGGCCCUUCAUUCAUGCUGUGCUAUAUCCCACUUCAUGCCUCUCUGGGGCUGUCUUCUUCUUCUGUUCUUGUGUUUGAACUGGUUUGCAAGAUUCCACCCACCUCAUCCCCUGAGUACAAAAAGACUCAAAUAGCCCCUAGAUGUUCUGAGGCCCAUAUGAAGCCUAGGGUGCAGUUGUGAAGGAGAUGGGAAAAUAAAGGGCAUUCUGUAUAGAAGACGGGAAAUUAGGAUUUAAAAUCGGAAUAAACAUCUGUAAACCCACACAACUGGAUUAAACGCCUAUCUAAUAAGGAAAAAAGCUCAGAUGCCAGACAGGAAAUGAUUUGACCUGUGUGAGUCUGGCAACUUGCAUGGUUUUGCAAUAUUAGAGGACAUUAUUCAUUCACCCAUCCAUUUAACCAUUCAUUAACUAUUGAGUAUCUACCCUGUGCCAAGUGCUGUGAAAAUAAACAAAUAGAAGUCUCUUUUCUCAGAGACUUCCGCUAAGCCUGUGCCCAUUCUACAUGUGGCAGAAAGUACUUCUGCUCUUUUCCUGCCCUCAAUCCCCACUUACUCCACAGACCAGUCUAUCUGCUGAUUCCUUUUUACUCCUAGGUCUGUCUAGAAAAGCAUUUCCGGUCUCCUAUGAGGCCCUCAUGCAGCCAACUCAAUGCUUUUCUCUUGUAUUCUCCAGGCAGGACGAGCCUAGUGCUGGGCAAAGGGACAGGGACUGGAGAAUCAGUGACAGCAGAACUUGGUCUGGGGCAGAAGGACGCAUGGGUCUGCUGUGGAAAUUGGCAUCACAUGCUGUCCUACCUCCCUCUCUGGGCUUCUACCCUAGCAGGCAGGUGUCCUCAACCAUUCCUGUGUCCAAGCCGUGGGCCCUUGCCAGGGGCCCCACUUAUGCCAACGAGAAGUACCCCUCACCUUCGAAUGAUUUCUCCCUUGGCUUCCACAAGCUAGUGACUCUUUACUCUAAUGCAGCUAAGCUCAGAUUAGGAAAGCAAUCCGAUUUA